Messenger RNA from Schistocerca gregaria, 2844 nucleotides. RefSeq names its product DDB1- and CUL4-associated factor 5-like. Bases 124 to 1944 code for a protein of 606 amino acids. The transcript is spliced from 4 exons. Lineage: Eukaryota; Metazoa; Arthropoda; Insecta; Orthoptera; Acrididae. Gene Ontology annotation, molecular function: protein binding. Gene Ontology annotation, biological process: negative regulation of fatty acid biosynthetic process. Gene Ontology annotation, cellular component: cytoplasm; Cul4-RING E3 ubiquitin ligase complex. The record is from RefSeq and is a predicted model, not a curated record.
AAUUUUUUGAGUUCUUGUCAUACACACGUAUUUGUGUGCAGUUGAAUUUUGUAAGUUCACAUUAUCGGUUUCGGAUCAAUUAUUCUCUAUUAUGUAUGAGUCAGCCUUGAUAUUCCUUGGCAGAUGAAUCGCAGCGAAUUUUUGAAAGCGAGAAAACAGAAGAAUAUAUACCGCCUGGUCGGGGUGAACCAAUAUCAGAAAGAGAGCUGUAUUGACCGUUGGCAGAGCGAUUUGUUAUAUGACUACCAUAAACAGCGCGGUUUUCCUUACCACAAAAUUCUGCGAUAUCACCUUUCAUGCAUUAAUACGAUAACGUUUUCCAGACACGAUGGAGCGUUACUGGCGAGUGGGUCGGAUGAUAUGCGAAUUCUGAUUUGGGAUCCGUUGGGGUCCCCGAAACAAGAAGACACUUGGCCGUUGCUGGAACUUCAUGGACAUACAAGCAAUGUAUUUUGCACGGCUUUCAGCCAUGACAAUCGCCAGGUUCUUAGUUCUGGAAAUGAUGACGCUGCUUUGCUUUUUGAUUUGGAGCACACUUCGUCGCUGACAACGAGCGGCAAUAAGUCGACGAUCCCGAUUUGUCGCCCCAUUUCGUCAUAUCUCUCUCAUUCUUCCUGUGUGUAUAAAGUCGCGUGGUCCUGUGACAGUCCGUAUCAAUUCGCGAGUGCGAGCGAAGACGGACACGUGAUGUUUUGGGAUACCAGGACCAAGCCUGAGCCAUUUGCCUAUUUGUCCACCAGGAAUCCGUUUCACACUGUCGAGUACCAUCCAAAUGGGACUCAAGUUUUAACGGCACAAACCGCCAACGGAAUUACACUCCAUGAUCUUCGCAUGCUUCGCGAACAAGACGCACGGCCCUCUUCUGAAUCUUACCAUUCCACUCGGUCCAACACCAAUUAUGUAGCGAGGUAUUCGACUCUCCAAUUCCGCAUUGUGACUGGUAUCAGCAUCGCUCGCAGUGGUACUCAUUUCAUCGCCUCUGUGAUUCAUUUCUAUCCUAUGAUGUACACUUUCGAUGAUCCCAACCCGCGCUGUAUUUUCUACAGCAACACCUACAGACACUCCUGUACUAUGAAAGGGAUUUCCUUUGACGCUAACGAGACCCACGUUCUCAGCGGCUCGGAUAACUUUGGUAUCUAUAUCUGGCCUGUCCCCCGCGUGCAAGAUCUCCCUUAUUUGACCGAGUGCGCCAAAUCAAACGCAAAAGAACAAGAGAAGCUGUUUCUCGGGCAAGACCAGUCUGAUGGCAAAAAGCUCUCUUCAAUCAAAUUCUGUCUCAAAAACACUCCAGCUGAUAACACCUCUCCUGCCUUCACUCCAGAAAUCAUCGCCAGCUCUGCCCUAUGCAACUAUACUAACAACGACGUGGACGACACUCUAAAACGUCUCUACACUCUGUCCCUUAACCAGGACCUCCUUGUCGUAUCUGCACCAGAACGUGUUAUUCAAGGCAGCCGAUCCAUCAUCAAUAACGUUGUCGCUCAUCCAAAACUCCCUGUCUUCGCCUCCGCCGGCAUCGAAAAAGUUGUUCGCCUCUGGUCCCCUCAUCCCCUAUCCGAACUAGACCCAGAAUCUCCCCUUCCACUUAACCCGCGCAAACACUUCAUCUUCAACCAGUCAGACAACGUCCAAGACGUCUCCAACAUCUUCCUAGAUCAGCUAGGUAACAUGAACGACACCACCGUCCACACUUCAGAAGAGUCCCCGCAAACUCUAGGACUCUUUGACUUCUUUCUGUCCUGUGAGAGUCAAAACUACGCCUCCAGAGGAGAAAUGGACGCUCGCACUCUCUCUAUCAACCUUGACAGCGCUGUUAAUCAAACUACCUAUUGGUUCGAAAGCGAAGACUUACGACACCUUACCGAAACGGACCCUUCUUCUCCUUCUCAGCCACCCCAUACCAACCACGACGCGACUGCCGAAAACACCACCCACCCUGAUUAAUUAUAUCUCGACUCUUAUCAUGCUCAAUCACCCCCCCUCAGAGAAAACACACAUUUCCAAAACCCCUGUCCCUGCCCCCAUACACUAACGCAUCAAACAAAUCUUCACAUGCAACUGUACUACUUUCGCGUUUUUUUUCCUAAGAUUUCUUCUUGUCAAUGAACACUUUCAACCUGUCAAACAUUCUUGACACGCUAACUUUUCAUUUCUGUCUCUACCCUCCCCAUAUAUGCAAUCGAUUGAGGGUCGCAUUGCCACCCAGCUCGGCAGGCUAUUCGCCUCUGGCGAUGUUCUUUCUUACUCGCAGCUCGUCGGCGCUUUACCCUCCCAAUAUCCCUCAGACGCUGUCAGAAACUGUCUGAACUCGCUAUUGGAAUGCAAGCUGGUCCGAAAAAAGGAUUACCAAGGCCUAACUCUGUAUUGGACUAUCGCAUCCGAGCCUUGGAAUGCUGCCACCAUCCAGGCGUUGGAAGAUAUCAGAGCCCUGCUUCUCCCACUCAAAUCCCCAUACGUUGGUAUGUGAAACAUUACUUUUUAGACGAUGAGUGCGCAGAAUCCUCUCCCUCUAAUCUGUCUGUGCACUCCAAGCUUCGAGCGAAAAUGACCAGAAGAUGCUACAAAAGAUCGAGGAUGAGAUACGAAAUGUCAACUCACAGAUCGAGCGACUUGAAGCAAGCGAAUUGGCCAGCUCAGACCACCCUUCCACCUCAAGCGAGCAGUCUGUGGAUGCUGUUAAGUACUCCACUGAAGAACUCCUAGUCAUCAGGAAGCUUAGAGCAGAGAUUGCCGUUAUCGAAACUGAAUGCUCAAAAUGGGCGUGCUAUGCAAAACAAUACCUUGGAAUUUUAGCUUCCAGUUAUCAAUGCACAAUAGACGGAUUAAUCUCACGUAUGAAAGUCA